AGAGAGUCGAUUGGUAGCUGACCAACGAAAACAAACGUUCGGAGGAGACGGUGUGCUCUGUCUAUCAGUAUACACUGCGCCUCAUAAGCACCCAGUAGACGAGUGACAAACCGUGCGCUCACACUUUGCCAUCCAGCCAGAUACAGAGAAGCAAUGGGAGACGAUAACUGAGGCAACCACAAAGAGAUAUACACUGAGACCGAUUAUGGCUGUGGACGCUGCGUCCAGCUUCAGCUUCUGCCAUGCAUCCCUGGAGCAAACCGUUUCUGCAGAGGAGCUAAGCUACCAACUGCCUCGCCGGCCAGCGUCUAGUCUCACCUGGCAUGAUGGGAGGGGACAGAUGAACACGUAUACACGCGCCGUCAAACUACUGCAGCAACCUGGCUCAAAGGGCAUACAGCUGCAUCCAGGAGGAGCCUUCACUGUGUACCACACCAGCCCUACGCUGUCCAGUCUGUCCAAACCAGUGGUGCUGUGGACCCAACAGAACGUCUGCAAGUGGCUAAAGAAACACUGUCCACACAACUACCUAACCUAUGUAGAAGCCUUCUCCCACCACGCUAUCACAGGUCGUGCAUUGCUGAGGUUGAACGGGGAGAAGUUGGAGAGGAUGGGCAUCGUCCAGGAGACAAUGAGACAGGAGGUUCUACAGCAGGUCCUUCAGCUACAAGUCAGAGAAGAGGUCCGCAACCUGCAACUGCUCAGCAGAGGUGAGGUGAGGUGAGCCUCCUUCGGAAACCUUUCUUAGCUCGAUCCCUUUCUCCUCCGCUGAAACAAUACGUCACCAGUAGCUAUGGUAGGACCUGGUCGCUCCAGAUAUGUGACAGCAGAACUGGGCUGUAAAAGGAGAGAACUGAAGAGGGGAGAGAACUGAAGAGGGGAGAGAACUGAAGAGAGGAGAGAACAGAAGAGGGGAGAGAACUGAAGAGAGGAGAGAACUGAAGAGGGGAGAGAACGGAAGAGAGGAGAGAACUGAAGAGGGGAGAGAACGGAAGAGAGGAGAGAACUGAAGAGGGGAGAGAACUGAAGUGGGGAGAGAACUGAAGAGGGGAGAGAACUGAAUAGGGGAGAGAACUGAAGAGGGGAGAGAACUGAAGAGGGGAGAGAACGGAAGAGGGGAGAGAACGGAAGAGAGGAGAGAACUGAAGAGGGGAGAGAACUGAAGUGGGGAGAGAACUGAAGAGGGGAGAGAACGGAAGAGAGGAGAGAACUGAAGAGGGGAGAGAACGGAAGAGAGGAGAGAACUGAAGAGGGGAGAGAACUGAAGUGGGGAGAGAACUGAAGAGGGGAGAGAACUGAAGAGGGGAGAGAACUGAAGAGGGGAGAGAACUGAAGAGGGGAGAGAACGGAAGAGGGCAGAGAACUGAAGAGGGGAGAGAACGGAAGAGGGGAGAGAACUGAAGAGGGGAGAGAACUGAAGAGGGGAGAGAACUGAAGAGGGGAGAGAACUGAAGAGGGGAGAGAACGGAAGAGGGGAGAGAACGGAAGAAAGGAGAGAAUGGAAUAGGGGGAGAGAAGAGUCUAUUUUCUACAUGACAAACAGACUGAAGGAGGAUUCCCAUUCAACAAGGCCAAACUGGUUUAAACGAGGAGCGACGGAGUGGGAGAGAAAGAGACAGUGAACUUCUGAAUAAAGGAGCACAGACUGGGCCAUAGAUAAAAGAUGUAUGAACUGACGUUGACAUUGUAGACAAAUCAAUUUGUCAAAUCAAAGUUAUAUUAUUAUAACUACAUGAGGUUCUUGGCCUCUUCUUUCAUUGCGGAUGAGAACUAUUACUGAUCAAUCAAUGGAGUAGAUUACAGUGGGUGGCUCAUUCCAAGAUGGGUGGAAAGGAAAUGAGAAACCGAAUGUCAAUGACUCUGUAUGAUUCCCACAACCCUGUUCACAAUGUAUCUUUUCUUCUCAGGAUUUUCAUUUUGGAAUAUGUAUAUCAUUUUGAUAGAUCUAAUUCAUACAGUAUAACGUACAUCAUUGCCUACGUGAGCACCCUCUCCCCAAAGCAUGUUCUCUUCCUUUCUUCUAUAAAGCUGUGUCAUGACGAUGUACAGAAUGUCACCUCCCAGAUCAUCUCUUUGUACUGUCCAUGAACCAUGUCUAUGACAAACAGAUAUAUUUGAACGUUCUAGAGUAAUAUAAUUUGUAGAGCUGAAUAUAAUGUAGAUCUAUCUAUACAUUUAGUGUUUUAUCAACAGAGGGAAUUGAAAGAACAUGCUAUGAUUUGGAGUAAAUGUUUUUGCCAUAGUUGUAUUUGAUAAAGCCAUCAUCGGUACAUGGUGUAGCUGGCCAGAAGGAAUGGUUCUUUUCUAGCAGUAUGAGUCAAAUGCCUACAUCUCCCAUGAUGCAGUAAUAGUAUACUGUAGUCACAACUCUAUUGUGUAAAAAUAAUAUUUAUCCUACGUAUAUUUAGUGUAUUUUCCCCUAAUUAUCAGGAGUACAAAACAUUAGUCCUUGAGGGCUAUCCUGCUGCUUUUCUCUGUCAAUUCAAUUCAAUUCAAGGGCUUUAUUGGCAUGGGAAACAUGUGUUAACAUUGCCAAAGCAAGUGAGGUAGAUAAUAUAUAAAGUGAAUAUAUAAAGUGAAAUAAACAAUAAAAAUGAACAGUAAAUAUUACACAUACAGAAGUUUCAAAACAAUAAAGACAUUACAAACGUCAUAUUAUAUAUACAGUGUUUUAACAAUGUACAAAUGGUUAAAGGACACAGGAUAAAAUAAAUAAGCAUAAAUAUGGGUUGUAUUUACAAUGGUGUUUGUUCUUCACUGGUUGCCCUUUUCUCGUGGCAACAGGUCACACAUCUUGCUGCUGUGAUGGCACACUGUGGAAUUUCACCCAGUAGAUA
Oncorhynchus keta (chum salmon) is the source of this 2837-nucleotide messenger RNA. Its product is annotated as sterile alpha motif domain-containing protein 10. Gene Ontology annotation, molecular function: protein binding. Gene Ontology annotation, cellular component: cytoplasmic side of plasma membrane. Lineage: Eukaryota; Metazoa; Chordata; Actinopteri; Salmoniformes; Salmonidae. The transcript has 5 exons. Gene Ontology annotation, biological process: cell surface receptor protein tyrosine kinase signaling pathway. Bases 206 to 724 code for a protein of 172 amino acids. The record is from RefSeq and is a predicted model, not a curated record.